Messenger RNA from Ilyonectria robusta, 1491 nucleotides. RefSeq lists its product as uncharacterized. The annotation marks the transcript as partial. The transcript has 5 exons. Gene Ontology annotation, molecular function: N,N-dimethylaniline monooxygenase activity; flavin adenine dinucleotide binding; NADP binding. NCBI's taxonomy places the organism in Eukaryota, Fungi, Ascomycota, Sordariomycetes, Hypocreales, Nectriaceae. The record is from RefSeq and is a predicted model, not a curated record.
CUCCCAGGUCAAACGAUCAACAUGGACAGCGAAAAAGUCAAGCGGAUAUUCUGUGCUAUUGUGGGAGCGGGCAUGUGUGGCAUCUCGCUCGGGGAUAGGUUACUCGCGACCGGAACCUUGAAGCAGGACGAGUUUGUCAUUUUUGACAAGAACAACGACUUUGGAGGCGUUUGGGAGACCAAUCGGUACCCAGGCGCUGCCUGCGAUAUCCCGAGUCAUGCCUAUGUCAUGAAAACAUGUCUUAAUGCCGAUUGGUCUAGAAAGUUUGCCGAGGGCAAAGAGAUUCAACAAUAUUAUGCACGAUUUGCGAACCGACGAUCCCUUCAGAAGAACACGCAUUUUAAUACGUGCGUCCACGAAGCUCGAUGGAAUGAACAGACUCUCUUAUGGGAGGUUCUAGUGGAGGAUCGAAAGACCGGCCAAAGGACGAAGUGGAUUGCCAAUGUCAUCUUUGACAAUGGUGGUGGCUUUCACUGUCCGAAGUAUGCAAACAUACCCGGCCGUGAUAACUUCAAGGGCGAACAAUGGCAUACUGCCGAAUGGCCAGCGGAUGCUGACCUAAAGGACAAACGUGUUGCACUGAUUGGGACCGGCCCUAGUGCGGCUCAAGUUGCCCCCAAGAUUCAACCCAUUGUGAAGCAGCUUUAUAUGUUUCAGCGGAGCUGUGGCCAUGUCCUUCCGCGCAAAAACCAUGACAUCGCUGGUUGGAAGAGGACCAUAUUCCGAUGUUUCUAUCCUAUUCUUUGGCUCUACCACGUUUCAUGGUUCAUUUUUUUCCCCAAACAGUUCGACCGGACCAAGCCCAUGUGGAUGAGUGGCACUGAACAAAACCAGGCCAUGCACAAGGCAUGCAUUGAUUUCCUCGAACAAGAAGUCAAAGAUCCAGCAGUCAAAGAAAAGCUACGUCCGUCUAAUGAAUUCGGCUGCAAGCGUGUCCUCUUCCUCGAUGAUUGGUACUCCAUGUAUAAUGAACUAAAUGUAGAACUGGUGACUGAAAAACCAGUUCGGAUCACGGAGAAUAGCAUUAUCUUGAAAUCGCCACAGAAGAAUAUCGACGAAGAGACUGAGCUAGAAAUCGACGUCCUAAUUUGGGGGACUGGAUUCGACAUGAACGACUCUGGUGGCCAUUUCCAGAUCUAUGGAAAGGAUGGGAAGAAUCUCUCUCAAACCUGGAAAGAUUAUCCUAAGACAUACUGGAGUGUUGCAGUCACAGAUUUUCCCAACUUGUUCCUUACUCUCGGACCAAAUUCAACGAACUACUGGUCCAACGUCACUACAGUGGUGGAGAUCCAGGUGAACUAUCACUGUAAGAUUCUUCGGCGCAUCAAAAAGCAGGUUAAGAAGGGCCCCUAUGCUAUUUAUCCCGACCGCCAAGUUCAGGGUCGCUUCAACGACUGGUUGAAGGAGAAUCGUGGUUCCCCUACGUUCUUGUCCACGCACUGUGCGACAUAUCACAAAGUGAGUCCAUGGGUCCUAUAUCUCGGCGAAUAA